Molecule: messenger RNA, 2734 nt
Organism: Pimephales promelas (fathead minnow)
Lineage: Eukaryota; Metazoa; Chordata; Actinopteri; Cypriniformes; Leuciscidae
Gene: ncdn
Product: neurochondrin
Biological process (GO): regulation of neuronal synaptic plasticity; neuron projection development
Cellular component (GO): dendrite
Source: RefSeq, a predicted model, not a curated record
GCGAGGUUUUCCGUCUCCAACACGUAGCCUCAACGUGUAUUUGCCUCGUUCACUACAUCUGGUAUGAAUUUAUAGCGUUUUGAUUUGAUUUACUCUAGUUGGAGCAGAAGAUGGCAGAGAACGGCUGUCAUCUCGACCCGCAGACUCGGGCCGGGGCGGAUCCGAAAGCCCUGGAAGGGUCCGGUUGUGGCCUGUCUCAGUCUCAGAGCGAGGUUCUGGAGCGCUGUCUGCAUGCUCUCACUCACGCCAAGAAUGACAGCCAUGUUUUAGCAGCGCUGCUCCUGAUCACGCGCUUGUGUCCGGCCGGACAGCUGGACUCCGGGACUCUCCAUCGGAUCUUCGAAGCGGUCGGCCUGAAUCUUCCCGCACGUCUUCUGGUCACAGCGUUCCGAGGUGAAGACGGGUCGGGGUUACCCCCGCAGGACCUGAUCUCUCUGGGCUCGGCUCUGCUGGCAGCUCUCAGCACGGACGCUAGCAUGGUCGCGCAUCCACAGCUUCUCAGCACAAUCCCUCUGAUUCUGAGCGUUGUGGAGAAUGGACCCACCCGGACAGAGAGAGUUAAUGAAUCCAAGAGCGUCUCCGAAUCCCAAAGUGCUACAGAUUCCCAGAACACCCUUGAUGAGGCAUUAGCUUGCGACUGCUACCAGGUGUUAAGCGCUGUAUGUGCUUUACCCCAAGGUCCCGAUCAGCUUUUCACACGCGGAGCCAUUCCGGCUCUAACCAGAGCCGUCCUCAAAAAUCAAACCCUCAGCCAUGAAAAAGGGCUUCCGUUAUUGGGACUUAUAUUAUCUUCCAGCGUAAGACUGCGAGCUUGGGAUAAACACUCGUCUGAUCUGCUUUCGCUGUUGGGGAGCGUCUCGGAAAACUUCUCCCAAGCUUCCAAACAAGCCAGAUUAACCAUGUGCACAAAUAUCCCACUGCUUCUCCCUCCUCCUGGGGUCGAGUCAGAAAACCAGGUGCUUAAGGAGAUUGUGGGUCGUCUAUGGGGUUCACUCCGGCCUUUGGUUCAGGGAAAAAUCAGUAAGGAGCAUUUAGGCCCGGUUUUAGUGGCAUCCGCCUGCCUUCUGGAUCUGUUCGGAUGGGAGUCAACGGGACCGCCUAAGUUCUGUUGUUUACUGGUAAACCGAGCAUGUGUGGAGGUGAGGCUGGGUUUAGAAGAGCUGCCGGGAACUGAGAUCGACCCGCAGCUUCAGCACACGCUCACCGCAUGCUAUCGCAUCAUGGAGGCCGCGAUGGAGCAGGCCUGCAGCCAGGGGGUGCCGUCGAGUCCUUCCCCACCACAGGGGGCGCAGUCGAGUCCUGCCCCGCCACAGGGGGAGCCGUCGAGUCCUGCCCCGCCACAGGGGGUGCUGUCGAGUCCUCUCCCGCCACAGGGUGCGCUGUCGAGUCUUGCCACGCCACAGGGGGCACCGUUGAGUCCUUCCAUGCCACAGGGGGCACCGUCGAGUCCUGCCCCACCACAGGGGGCUCCGUCGAGUCCUGCCCCGCCACUGGCGGCCAUCGCUGGCCUGAGUCUUCAACAGAGCCGGCAGGUCUUAGGAGUUCUGAAGGAGGCCUUCUUUGCUGAGAUGUACUACCUGAAAAGGGUGGACGAGGCCGGCUACGGCGAGCCGUUUCUGUUCGCCACGGUCCGCUCGCUCUGUGCUUGGCUCGCGGAGGAAACCUCGUGUCUGAAGGACGAUGUCAUCGAGCUCCUGCCUUUCCUCAUUGGUUAUGCGAGAAGCCACUUUAAGGGAGGGGUGGAAGGCAAGGGGCUUUCUGAUUGGAUGUCAAAGAUGUCCAUCAGCAACAGAUCACAUGAUGCGACCUGGAGCGGAGAUGCUGCUCUUAGAUAUCUUCUCCCAGCGCUGUGUCACCUCUCAGCUGAAGACGGGCCCCGCCGGGUUCUGCUCUCUCUGGAGACUCCGGCUCUGCUCGUGGACUUUCUAAGAAAAGGUUGGGGGUCGUUGAAGGGCCAGAGCGGGGCGACGGUGACCCGAGACCCGAGUCUCGAAACAGCGUGUUCAGCUUUACUCAACUUCGCCAUCACAGAGCCAGAGCGAGUCAGGAAUGAUCCUUGUUUUGUGGAUCUGGAGAAACUGCUGAGCGAAGCCCUUCCUGUUCUCCUUCAUAAGCCAUGCCUCCUGGUCUUCGCAGCAAACUGUUGCACUCUGGGUCUCAUGAUUGGCCGACUGAGGUCCGCGUCCACAGAGCCUGAAGCGGGCCAGCGGCGGUUCUUCUCCUCAGUUCUGUGCUUCCUGCUGAGCGCCCUGCAGGCGGGACCGGCCCGGGAAGCGGCCCGGAUCAGUGUGCUGUGGGAGGAAUGCUGGGAAGAGGCCGGAGAGCUGUGGAGGCUCAGUCUGCAGGCUCUGGCCGCUUGUAUUCGGGUCCAGUCCUGGAUAACCCGCCUGAUCCGGGACGACCGCUGGCUCCAGAACCUCUUCGCUCGGCUGGGACCCAGUGGGCAUCUCUCGGACCGGGCUUCUCAUGAGGUUCUGGAGGAGGUUCUGUGUGUGGUGGCCCGGCAGAGUCCGGUGUGUGUUGAGGAGAUCCGGGAGCUGCUCAUGAACACAGCAUCUCCUCAGGGAAUGCCUCGGCUCGGCAGAACACUGCUGGAGUCCAACACACGCGUUCAAUAAGACAACAAAUAUACUGACAUAUUUGUAUUUCUCAGUAAAAAAAAUUGUAAAAGGAUUUGUAUACGAUCGGCGGUCGAAGAAUAUCCAGAAAAUUGAAUAAAAAUAUUUUUGAAGUA